AUGGAUAUAUGGGACAUCAUAAGUCCAGUAGUCGGUCCAAUUGCUGAAAAUAUUGAUUCAGCUAUUGGUACAAUUUUAAAUAUACAUUCUACUGUUACAAAUGCAGUUUCAGGUGCUAUUUAUACUGUAACAUCAUGGAUUGGUGAUAAAAUUCCAGCACUUGGUAAACGUGAUUUAGAAAAUGAUGCUCGAUUAAGUCUUCUGAGUGAACUUCAAUCAUUUAGACUUUCUUUUCAACAAUCAAUGCUUGAAAUUCUUCAAAGUUUUCUUAAUGGUAAUUUAGCAACUCAAUUUAGACAAUUAAUUUCAAAAUUAAGUACUUUUCUUAAAACACAUUUACAAACUAUUAGAAAUAUGAUAACUGAUUUAAUUCCUNAUCUGUCUAGCCAAAGGAUAUAA
Rotaria sp. Silwood2 is the source of this 399-nucleotide messenger RNA. Lineage: Eukaryota; Metazoa; Rotifera; Eurotatoria; Philodinida; Philodinidae. The record is from the annotation of a GenBank genome assembly.